GCAUGGUAUGAAAUAAUUUAUUUUGAAUACAGGAUACUUCCCUUUUAUAUUCAGGAGCACAAAUACCGAACCAAGACUACUCACUACACUAUAGUGUUCACUUCAGUAAUGAGGGUAGGUGGAAAAGAAAUACUACCUACACAAAAAAUUUGAACCCUAACAACCUAGCAUGUAAGUCAUAUAACCGUUAAGAAACGGAUUCUGCACCUUACUUAUUUCGACUCUUUAUAGUUAAUUGCAAUGGAUACUGUAGCAAGGUAUAAAAAACAUAAUUUACAUAUUGUGAAAACCAUUGGAAAGGGCACUUAUGGAAAUGUAUUUUUAUGCGAAAGGCUUGAUAUUCAUUUAGCAACAAUAGUGAAAGAUAUACAAUUGGACGUAAAGAUACAAGACCAUAAGAAAGACAUUGAAAAUGAAGUGGAUAUUUUAUCAGCGAUGAACCAUCCCAAUAUAAUUAAAUUCUAUGAUUGCUAUUACAAUGACCGGCAUGUUAUGAUAUCUAUGGAGUAUGCUACUGGUGGUAACCUGGCUGAAUGCAUGUACCAUCGCUAUCCAAAAUUAAUUAAACAGCAGGAAAUUAUGUUUUAUUUGUCACAAAUCCUGCUUGGCGUGAACUACAUACACAGUCUUAAUGUGAUUCAUAGAGAUUUAAAAGCAGAGAACAUUCUUCUAACAGGCAAACAUGGUCUUUUGGUGAAAAUAGGUGACUUUGGUAUUUCUAAAAUGUUGGCUUCUGCUAAGAAAACCUCAACAGUGAUUGGGACUCCUUAUUACUUGGCACCAGAGCUAUGCGAAGGAAAACCUUAUGAUACCAAAAGCGACGUGUGGGCUCUAGGAUGUCUAUUGUAUGAGAUGUGCACACACAAAAGACCAUUUGAAUCAGAGACUUUAGUUGGCUUAGUAAAGGCAAUCACAAGCGAAAGCGUACACCCAAUAGAUUUGACGUUGUAUGAAAGAGGUGUACAGGAUCUAAUCGAUUCUAUGCUAUCAAUUCUACCGACGAAGCGGCCAUCCGUGAAGGAGCUCAUGGGUAGACAGGUUAUUCUGCCUAUGGUGUAUACAGUUUUAUUAGAUGCAGGGAAUGAGGAGUUACUUUAUGAAGUUGCUAAGGAAUUUUAAAAUUAAUUAAUUUUAAGUUUUUCCCUUCAAUGACGUAGCUUUCCAAGCUGAUGUAAUUAUUAUAUUUGAAAUCAGUGUGAAAUAUUAAAUGCGUGCAGGUUUCGCUUUAGCAAAUGAAUGAAUUAAUGUUUGACAAAAGUGACUAUGACAAUGUAAUGAAAUGGAGUAUUUUAAUCAAAUAAAACAAUUUAUCGACUUUAAA
Cydia pomonella (codling moth) is the source of this 1321-nucleotide messenger RNA. RefSeq names its product serine/threonine-protein kinase Nek8-like. NCBI's taxonomy places the organism in Eukaryota, Metazoa, Arthropoda, Insecta, Lepidoptera, Tortricidae. The transcript has 6 exons. Gene Ontology annotation, molecular function: ATP binding; protein kinase activity. The coding region runs from base 241 to 1119 and encodes 292 amino acids. The record is from RefSeq and is a predicted model, not a curated record. Gene Ontology annotation, biological process: protein phosphorylation.